AUGUGGCUGUUGGAGAAAGCUGGCUACAGGGUGGGGACCGCGGAGUCCGGGGCCCGGUGGGCGCCCUGCAGCCUGUUCCGUAAACGCCGCGUCCCGGGCCCGACCGCACGCCCUUGCCCCAACGUCCUCACCCCCGAUCGCAUCCCGCAAUUCUUCAUCCCACCUCGGCUCCCGGACUCCGGCGGCGCCGAACCCCAACCUGGGCGCGAGGCGGGCGGGCGCGGCCUCCGGGUGGCCUGCUCGCUGCCUCACCUGGCAGGGCGCGAAGGCUGGGCCUUCCUGCCGGAAAGCCCGCACACGCGCCGGCGCGAGUCCCUGUUCCACUCGCCGCAGCCCGCCUCCGCUGAGAGCCUUCUCCCGGCGCGGGACCGGCUGCACGUCUCCGCCCCGGACCUGCGCCUCUGCUGGGCCCCCGACAGCGACACGGCCUCGUCGGCGGAAUCGUCGCCCUUCGGCUCUCCGCGGCCUGGCCCCGGCCAGGCCCGGCUGCCCAGGCCUCACUCGCUGUCCCCGGAGGAGGCGAGCUCGGCCGACACCAGCCCGUACACGCCGCGCCGCGCGGAACCACCCCCGCCGCCGCUCUUCCACCUGGACUUCUUGUGCUGCCAGCUGCGGCCGACCAAGGAGAGCGUGCUGCGCCUCGGGCCCCGCGGCGGGCAGCUGCGGCUCUCCGCCGAGUACCAGGCCGGGCCCGGUCAACUGCGGCUGCGCCUUGUCAGCGCCGAGGGUCUGCCCCGCUCGCGGGCCGGCCCCGGGAGCGGCGGCGGCUGCUUCGUGGUGCUAGGGCUGCGGCCGCGCGUCCGGCCGCGGGGCCAGCGGAGCCGCGUGGUCAGAUGCAGCACCAACCCCAUCUUCAACGAGGACUUCUUCUUCGACGGGCUCGGCCCGCCAGACCUGGCCGCCCGCAGUCUGAGGGCCAAGGUGCUGGAAAGGGGCGCAGGGUUGCGCAGGGAUGUGCUCCUGGGGGAGUGUGAGACGCCCCUUAUUGCCCUGCUGCCCCCCUUGGGUGGGGGGCUAGGUCCAGGGGCCUCCCUGGCACCUGCGCAUUUCAGCCUGUAGACCGAGACUGUCUCUUCCUCAGGCUCUGCAGUUCCCAUUCCUUACAUC
Messenger RNA from Pteronotus mesoamericanus, 1107 nucleotides. It is a transcript of the gene C2CD4D, whose product is annotated as C2 calcium dependent domain containing 4D. The record is from RefSeq and is a predicted model, not a curated record. Bases 1 to 1059 code for a protein of 352 amino acids. The transcript has a single exon. NCBI's taxonomy places the organism in Eukaryota, Metazoa, Chordata, Mammalia, Chiroptera, Mormoopidae.